GCUUAAGAGCCAAUAGGGCGCAGGCCCCGCCCCCGGGGCACGGAGGCCGUGGAGUGCCGUGGAGUGGCGGUGCUAUGGCGGGCGGUGCCCGCGAGGUGCUCACGCUGCAGUUGGGACAUUUCGCGGGUUUCGUCGGGGCGCACUGGUGGAACCAGCAGGAUGCUGCGCUGGGACGGAUGGCCGAGGGCGAAGAGUCGCCGGGGGAACUGUGCCCCGACGUCUUGUACCGAACCGGCCGGACGUUGCAUGGCCAGGAAACCUAUACGCCGCGACUCAUCGUCAUGGAUCUGAAAGGCAGUCUGAAUUCACUAAAGGAAGAAGGUGGCCUCUACAAGGACCGACAGCUAGACACUGCAAUAGCAUGGCAAGGGAAGCUCACCACACACAGAGAAGAAGCUUACCCAGAGAACCCUAACCUCCAGGACCUUCUGAGUGCAGAGGGAGUGCUGAGUACUGAUGGUGUCUGGAAGGCCAAACCUAUCCAAAAUGGCAAAGAGAACAGCGUCAGAGUCUGGUCAGACUUCCUCAGAGUGCACCUACACCCGCGGAGCAUCUGUGUGAUUCAGAAGUACAACCAUGAUGGGGAAACAGGUCGGCUGGAGGCUUUUGGCCAAGGGGAGAGUGUGCUGAAGGAACCCAGGUACCUGGAGGAGCUGGAGGACAGACUGCAUUUCUAUGUGGAAGAAUGUGACUACUUGCAGGGCUUCCAGAUCCUGUGUGACCUACACGAUGGCUUCUCCGGAGUAGGUGCUAAAACUGCAGAGUUACUACAAGAUGAGUAUUCAGGCCGGGGAGUAAUAUCAUGGGGUCUGCUCCCUGGUCCCUACAAUCUUGGGGAGCCCCAGAAAAACAUCUAUCGUCUCCUAAACACAGCGUUUGGUCUGGUGCACCUGACUGGGUACAGCUCUUUUGUCUGUCCCUUAUCCCUGGGAGGCAACCUGGGCCUGCGACCCAAGCCACCUGUCAACUUCCCCCACCUACAUUAUGACGCCACUCUGCCCUUCCACUGUGGCGCCAUCCUGGCUACAGCCCUGGACACAGUCACCGCUCCCUAUCGCCUGCGCUCCUCCAUGGUUCCCAUGGCUCAUUUGGCUCAUCUGCUAAGUUUCUCUGGGAAAAAGGUGGUGACAGCAGAGGCAAUUAUCCCCUUCCCACUGGUUCCAGGCCAGUCCCUUCCUGAUACCCUAGUGCAGCUUGGAGGAGCCACGCCAUGGACCCCACUGUCUGCUUGUGGGGACUCUGCUGGGAGUCGAUGCUUCGCCCAGUCAGUGGUGCUGAGGGGUGUAGAAAAAGCGAGGCACACCAGUGAGCUCAACCCAGGGACACCCUUGCCUUCUGCUCUCCAUGCAUGUGCCUCUGGAGAAGAAGUCUUGGCUCAGUACUUACAACACGAGCAUCCUAGAGUCUUAAGCUCAUCACAUCUGCUGCAGACCCCCUGCAGAGUGGCUCCUCCUUACCCACACCUCUUCUCAAGCUGCAGUAACAAGGGGAUGGCCCUGGACAGUCCCAAGUGUGCAGCAGUGCAAAGCAUCCCCGUGUUUGGGGCCUUGCGCUCGUCUUCAUCCUUGCACCAGACCCUGGGAGACUUGGCUGAAGAGCUCAACAGACUUGACCUGCGGCGCUGGGCCAGCUUCAUGGACGCUGGGGUGGAGCAGGAUGACAUGGAGGAGCUGCUGCAAGACUUACGCAGCCUGGCCCAGUGUUACCAGGAGGGUGACAGCCUUUCAAACUGAAGUUGCAGGGAAGGGUACUGGGGAAAUAAUUUAUAAUAAAAGCUGCCAGGUGCGGGAA
Mesocricetus auratus (golden hamster) is the source of this 1791-nucleotide messenger RNA. RefSeq names its product misato mitochondrial distribution and morphology regulator 1 (gene Msto1). NCBI's taxonomy places the organism in Eukaryota, Metazoa, Chordata, Mammalia, Rodentia, Cricetidae. Gene Ontology annotation, biological process: mitochondrion distribution. Gene Ontology annotation, cellular component: cytoplasm. The transcript has 14 exons. The record is from RefSeq and is a predicted model, not a curated record. Bases 75 to 1733 code for a protein of 552 amino acids.